This is a messenger RNA of Pocillopora damicornis (cauliflower coral), 2541 nucleotides long. RefSeq lists its product as uncharacterized. The record is from RefSeq and is a predicted model, not a curated record. NCBI's taxonomy places the organism in Eukaryota, Metazoa, Cnidaria, Anthozoa, Scleractinia, Pocilloporidae.
AUGCUAUAAACUUUACAGCGAAACCUGUUGGGCUGAUGCUAUUCGUUCAGGAAAAAUGCGAAGGGAUAAUGCUAUUUUAUUUAGUAAAGCUGUGCGACAUUGUAUUUAUUGUUAAUCUCUGGUGUUUAGACCAAUUAACUUUUUUUCUAAUCAAAGUUCAUACACUGUAUUUAAACUGUUACAGAACAAGUGGACGCUUGUGACUCGAGCUUGAAUAACCUUGAGUGACAGGUAUCGUGAUUAGCCUGGAAAUCCACCCUCACUUUUAAUUAUAUUCAUCUUUUAAAGCUAAGUUGAAAGAUGCACUGCUUGCUUGCAGAGGCUUUUUACCGGAACUGGUGUCAGAAACGUUGUUUUCCGCCUGAAGACGUUUAAGUAUGUGGAGCGGGGGCGCCUUUCCAAGAGCAGCAUCAUCGUAUACCGGUUUUCUUUAAACUUUUGCUACUUAGGUACUUGCUCGUGUUAAGAAUGGUCGAUAGCUGCAAACUAUCGUUUGAUUAAUUGCGGAUAAUAAGGUUGCGUUACUGGCGCAUUUGUUGUUAGGAAACUUGGCUGGUUUGUUCACUAUAUCAGUAUAUCAAUAAGGAAGUUCCCCCACAUUAUCGGCGUCUCAUUACUGCUUCAUUGAAGAGAUCAAAUGUCGAUUUUUGAUUCAACACAGCACGAGGACGUUUUAAUAAAGCGGUGUGUACUAUUUGUAGUAAUUCCAAAUUUGCACAUCUGCCCACGAGCUGUUUAUACCGCAGAAAACAAAGUCCAUGUUCACAAUAAAUGUCAAGUGAACUUAACUUGCUUGCAAACAGCAUGACUGAACGACGUAGAAACCUAUUUCACGGUUCGCAAAAUGAUCGAGACAAAAAAAUGGUCUAAGCGGUAGGUAGAUGAGAUCUUUUGCUACAGCAGAUCUCAUGUAGUCUGCCAGUACAGUUGAACAAUCUCUGCUAGAGUACUAUGCCUUAGUGUCACUGAGAAAAGUAUCGAAUUUAUCUAUAUGCUUUGUUUUGUUUGCUGUGUCUUAGGCCUUUCACACGACAGAAGUAUGGAUGCCAAGUUUUAGUUUUCGCAACAGAUGGAUGCCUUGUAAAAAUAGUUGUUCAGGAUGCUGACGGGUGCUUGGGACAACAAAUCAUUGUGUUUUUAUGUCGCACUAGAAAGGCUGGAAAAACAAUAUCGACGUUUUCUAAUAAAUGUAGCAUGGAUCUUUGGUUUGAAAGAAACUGAAGAGCAGUUAGCAUCACUGGUACAAUCCCGGCCUCAAAUAAUGACUCCCAUUUCAUCAGGUGCUUUAACAUUUCAGCAGCAGGUUUCGGACAGAGGGCCAAACUUGAUCGCCUCAAUCGAUUUUCAGCUGUUAUCUGCCUUGGCCCUUGCUGUCUGUUGUUUUAUGAAGUUAUCGCUGUGUGUGAGCUGCAUGUUUUACCGACAGUGUAAAUGGAUCUAUUUAGUGCUUUUUCUCAUUUAAAAAGCAAUUUAUCAUUUUCUGUCAUGACUGCUUUGACAAUAGAAUAUCAGAAAUCAAUUGCUGAUAGGUCACUCCUGGUUCAAUGAAUUCUGAUACUUUCUCAAAAUUCCGUUAUGAAGAGGCUUUGUAGGGUGCAUUAUACAACCAGUGACAAGGACGUUAGCUAUUCUAGCCUCAGUGCUAAUUAAUUCUCCAUCUUCCCUCUUCUUGAAACAAGUAGCGUCCUCGCUUCAUCAAGGCAGUGGAGGUGGCCUUAUAGCCAAGUGAUCAUGUUCGGGGACGUUUGGGGAAAAUGUAAGCGGCUGGUGGUUUGGCUUAGAAAGACAAAGAAUAAAGGUAAUGAACAAAACUGAAAUCAUGCAGUUUACCCUUGAAGAAUAUACCUUUCAUAUUUAGAGGGAAAUCUUAUGGCCUGAAUUGAGUAGAAAAAUAUUUUCAGCAAACUAAUUCUUAAAGCAAUUCUUUUACGUUGAGAAAAAUAUUCAUUUAAAAUAUUUUUUUGUUAGCCCUAAACUCAUUUCUAAAGAUCUAACAUUUCGACGAUAAUGAUGCAAGUAUAUACUUCUUCGUGUAGUAAAAGUAGGUUAUUUUUGCCAAAUGCUGCAAUAAGAGUAGAUGGAUUUGAACAGAAAUUGAACUAGAAUUAUUUCCCAUAGGUAGCGUGUAAACUCUUGGUCAAAGGGUUGUUUGGGCAAAAAGAUAAAAAAACGAUUCAAGAAUGAGCAAAGUCAUUAUCAUUUACUGCUACAGCAGAUGUUUCGGAAACUGAAGCACUCAAAACCAGCCAUAUGUUAUUGUAACUAAACCACGGUGCAUCGUCCUUAUAAAUAUAAACAUGCUUCCUUUCUUGUAGUAAGUUUCAGGAGCGACGACUGCAAUUUUACUUUAUGAGAUUACGAGUAAUAAUGAAGUAGAAUGUUACUAUGGAUAUCCUUGUUUCAUAUACGUGACAUUGUAUAAAUUGCGUUUUGUUUAUACUCAGUAACUGACCUUUAAAUGAAUAACUUAAAUCAAGUUUAGUUAAUCCAGGCAAGCAGUCUUAAAUACCUCUCAACAAGUUUUUCUCUAUCUCAAAAAGA